CAGUUGUAUUUUCAUUCUGGUACUUGCUGGUUAUUUGAUAUCGUAUCGAUAUUACCUACGGACAAGAGGCCCAAAAAGAGGAAUAUUUUGGCUGGGGUCACGCUAUCGUACACUUAUGAUUCAUCUUCAACAAUAUCAUCUUCAACUUUGCUCCCUGAAGCACCGGACGGUGGCUAUGGUUGGAUUAUUGUUAUCGCUUCAUUUUUGAUUAAUUUCAUUGGUGAUGGUGUUUCCAAUUCAUUUGGCGUUAUUUUUCCUGCGAUUCAAGAUUAUUUUGAAGCUUCUAAAACGUUAUCCGGUAUUGUUGCUUCUUUGUUCCUCUCAGUUCCUUUACUUUGCGGUCCAUUUGCAGGUGCAUUAACUGAUAUUUAUGAUUGUCGCCGUAUGACAAUAAUUGGUGGUUUUAUUGCUGCUGCGGGUUCACUUCUUUCGUUUUUCGCCUCAAAUAUAUGGAUUUUUUCAUUCACAUUCGCUAUAGUAACUGCUAUUGGUCUCAGUUUUUGUUUCAAUACCGCAAUAGUUUCAGUCACUUUUUAUUUUCAGAUCAAAGAAUCUAUUAUUGAUUGGAUAUCAGGUUUUAAAUCAUUAGUAAUCGUACCUACUUUCUUUACAUUUCUAGUCAGUACUUUUAUUUCGUCGGUAUUUUUUGAUAUGCCAUAUGUUAAUUUUCCUGAAUACGCUGUUAAAAAACAUAACGCAUCAGAAGCAAUCUCAUCUUAUUUAGUUUCCAGUAUUGGAAUCACAAAUAUGAUUAGCACUAUCGCUUGCGGCUUAAUAGCUGAUUGGAAAUUUAUAAAACCGUGUGUUACAACUUUUUAUGGUAUUUUCGUUUUACUUGCUGGAUUUUGCGUAGCUGUAGCACCUUUCGCUCAAAAUUAUACUCAAUUAUUAUUGUUAUGUAGUGGAUUUGGAGUAUUUAUCAGCGCAAAUCAUGCAUUAUCAUCGGUAAUUACCGUAAAUCUGCUUUGUUUAUAUGAUUUUCAAACAGGAUUUGGGAUAUUGAGUUUGGUUGAAGGUAUUGGUAGCUUAAUUGGUCCUGCUCUCGUUGGUAUGUUUAAAUUUUGA
Messenger RNA from Dracunculus medinensis (Guinea worm), 1065 nucleotides. Lineage: Eukaryota; Metazoa; Nematoda; Chromadorea; Rhabditida; Dracunculidae. The record is from the annotation of a GenBank genome assembly.